Molecule: messenger RNA, 5960 nt
Organism: Saprolegnia diclina VS20
Lineage: Eukaryota; Oomycota; Saprolegniomycetes; Saprolegniales; Saprolegniaceae
Exons: 33
Coding region: 1-5856 (1951 amino acids)
Molecular function (GO): protein binding
Source: RefSeq, a predicted model, not a curated record
AUGGAUCUCACGCUUGUGCUGCACGAGACGACGCCGCUGGACGUCGCGGCCAUCGUUGACAGCGACGUCAACUUACGCGGUGACGCGCUCGCCGUCACGGACGGGUCGGUCCUCGUUGUCUACGCCAACGUGAGCACAAAGCUCGAGCGCCGCCUCACGCUACCUGCUGCCGACGGCGAGCGCUUCCUUCGGCUCCUGUAUAUCGAAUGGAUCAACGCGUUUUUGGUCUUGAGUCAGAAAGGCUCGUCGAUUUAUCGCAAAUUUCUAAGUGCGAACGCCAACACCCUCGACGAUGCCACGCUUCUCUGCGCCGACGGCGACGUGCUCGACUGCGUCAUCAACAGCGUCCGCCACGAAGUGCUCUCGGCCGAUACGCACGGUGGCCUCAAGGUAUGGUCGGCGCGCCUGCGCCCACCGACGGCGAGUCAUCCGAGUCUCCGGCGCGACACUGUCAAGUGCCCCCAGCGACUGCACAUCCAAGAUACCAAGAGUACCGUGUGGCACCGGGUCUGCGUCGACGAUGACAAUCAGCGUAUUUUCGCAGCGUCGGCCCGGAGCAUUCGUAUGUUUGACGCUGUUUCCGGCCAUGUUAUCUGGCGACUGCCCAAGGCCGCCGAGGAUCGAAGCGUACGCUUCUUAGUGUACGUGCCACCGACGCAGCAUCUGCUUGUGUACGCGGACGAGACGGCGCGCUUUGAUGUGUGGGUCGUCCACGACACAGCCAAAGGCACCUCUCUUGUGGAAGACACACCGCUGACCGUCUGUGCCAACGUUGUUGCGCUACAGCUGACGACCGUCGUCGAGAGUCCGUCGAGGACGCGCUUGGACGGGGCCUUUGUCACCAAGCCAGGGUUUGGGAGCCUUGUUGUCACCGAUCGCGCAGGGCAUGUGUCGCUCUUCCAAAUCGAAGCGACUGGGUAUAGCUUGAGCGUCGCCAGCUUUUACGUGCCACCCCUUGGCCUCCCUACGUCAUCACUGACGAUGCGUUCGACCACUGACACGGCACCCGCCUGGACGGGAAUUCACUGCAAUUUUCACUUUGCCGCGCGGAAUUACAUCAGUCUCCUGCAUGCGAAUGGGACACUCGCGCAGCUCGAAGUCCUCGCGCCGUCGUCGACCUCGCGUCUUCUCACGUCGUCGACGCGCCUGUACAACCUGCGGGAUUUCGGGUUUACGAAAGCGACGCGGGGCGCGGCCUUGCGCCGAGGCUACGUGCUCUUUGGCAAUGCGUUCGUGCAGGUGUUUGAGGAUGCGUGCCUUGCCGUCUCAGCCCUCGCAACCGACCGCAACGACGGCGCUGAGAUCCAAGACGGCUCGAACCCGAUCAUUACGUUUCUCGACUAUGCACCUGUCCUCGCCAAGUGCGUCGUCGGCUGGUCGGACGGCGCCAUCGACCUCUUUACGAUCACCGGCACGCGCUGGAAGCUUUUGAAGCGUCCGUCGGGUGUGAUUGCCGACUGUGUCUGUGCGUUUGCUUGCGCGACCAACAAUACCGCUGACAGCGAGAGCUUUCUCUUUACUGCGGGCGAUGCCGAUGGGAGCCUCGAUACGUGGCAGCUCCACGACCACGUCGCGACGUACCUCGGGCCCAUGGCGGCCCACACCGACAGCGUGCUCGCGAUUUUGAGUCCUCUUGCGUCGGCCAAACCGCCGGGGGGGACGCCGCCGAGCACGAUGGUGACUGUCUCGUGCGACGGCAACGUCAAGCAGUGGGACUUUCUGGACCGAAAAUGGCUGCUCGUGGGCUGCUUCCGGACGCUCUCCAACCACUUGACCGUCGCGCGCGGCCUUGAAAUGAACUACAUUUGCGCGGGGUCGGACGAAGGCAGCGUCGAAGUGUGGAAGCUCCCACUGGCCACGCCGCUGCACUUUGGUACGUCCAAGAAGGCGGUGGCGCAUGUCGCCCACGCCCAUGCGCGACCGAUCGCGGACAUCAACGUGUACCAAAUCAUCGGCGCGACCCCCGACCUUGACUUUACACUGUUGGCCACGUCGGCCAAAGACGGCUCGAUUCUCUUUUGGCUCUUUGGCACGUCGCUCGACGGUGCGUCCUUGCUGUCGUUUCAAAGCAUCGCGACGAGCCACCCCGUGUGCGGCACCUUCUUCUCGGCCACCGCCACACCCGGCUCUAUUACGUUUGUCGGAUGCUUUCCGCACAGCCUCGACAAGCUCUGCGUCAUGCCAGCUUCGAAAAAAGCGCUCGUGGCGCUCGCCCUCGACUCGUCUGCGCCAACAAGCGUCGUCGCGCCCUCGUCGCCACCUCGCCCCCCGCCCUUGCCCUCAAUCCCGGACGUGCCCGACACGGACAAAGACUAUUUUGUGCACGUGGAAAUGACGGCGCCCAUCAUCGAGCUGCAUAUGGACGUCGAAGAGAAGCCCCGGUCGACGACGCGUCACACCCUCGUCGACACGGUCUCUUCGAACCUCGCGUCAUCCGACAUGUAUGGCCUCUCGGCCAAGGACGACAGUGACGACGACGACGAUGUGAAUGCACCGCCGAUGAUUUUUCCGCCAUCACGCGCCAAGACCAAGGCCAAAAAGCACACCCCGUGGCUGCCCCCCGCGCUCGCCCGCGGCGCCCCCCGCACCUAUAAGACCAAGCCACCGCCGUUGGAAGCAACACCCAAGCGAUUAAAUGUCGUGUCGGCCUACGGCGUUUCAAGCCAACACUGCGAUAGUCUAAGCAUGCACUACCCCACGUACAAGCUCGACACGGCGGCGCGACCUCGCAAAGCAGCAAUCCAAAAUCAGCUGCCAAUGCCACUGAUGACGUUAUUGGAACACAAAGAAGCAUUGCCCCCCGAGGUACACAUUGUCGAUGUGGCUGUGCGGCCCGCCACGAUCGAGAACGGCCCGGCGUUCUGGCUCCAAGUGCAGACUAAAGCCGCUGCACGGCGGCGCACGGCGCUCAUUCCUUCGGCGCCCCUUGCAUCACUUGUGGCGGCCCCCCAGCCCUUCUCGAUUGAGAUGCUCGAGCUGCCAUGGGUCGACCUCUCGUCGUCGCAGCAAAUGGUCGAGUUGCAGUGCAGUGUCUUGUGUCUUGCCGUGCUGCACGCCGCCGAGGUGGACUGUGUCGAUUUGCCGACAGCGCCCCUCGAUGGGGACCUCUCAGCGACCGACCGCGCGGUCUGGAACCGGUACACAUUGUGGUACCUCCACAAAUCGAAUGCGCGAAAACUGUUUUUGAAACAAGAGCUCUUGUACGUGCUCUCCCAUGACGAUGUGGUCAAGCAGACGCAAAUGCUUGGUCUGGCGGUGCCCCGCGCCUCGGACGCCGAGAGCCAGAACCACGCGAGUCCCCUCUUUUUUCGCUGGGCGCGCUUCUGUCUCUGGUAUACACGCGGUCUCGUAGCCGGAAGCGUCGACGAGCUCCAAUGGCUCGUGGACGAAGCUGACGACGAGCCGAAGCGCAUGUCGCGCUUAGAAGAGCGUACGCUGCUGCUUCGCGAACGCCUCCAGCAAAUAGAGCAAGCCAAAUAUGACUUUGAAGUGCUGCAGAAGCGGGAGCUCACACGGAUGACGGCGGCCUCGAAAGCUGCGGCGAUCAUGCUGCAGCGGUUGAAACGACCGGUGCCGGUCCCCAAGAUCGUGCUGCCUCCGGAAUUGGUGGCGCUGGAACUUGACUUUUUCCAGCCGAUUGCGCUUCCCGAUGGCACGCGUCUCGAAUUUGUGCCAUGGGAAAGCAUGAGCACCGUCGAGCAAGAGAAAGAGCUCGCGCUCGCCAUGAACGACGUGCGCGUGCGCUUGGAAGCCAUGCGCCACCACAUCAUUUUGCCCGACGAAGUGAGUGCCUUGGCGCUUGACGACGAAGGACUCGUGCGGGAGCGCUGCGCUGCCUUUCUGACGUGGUGGACAACGACCAACAACCCAACGCGCAUGGAGUUUUUGCGGCACGAGGCAAAAGAAGCAGCGGCCGACGAGACGGUCAAAGUCGCCGCAUCGCAAGUGGGCAUUGACGUUGCGUUCUACACGGCGCUGCAGGCUUUUCAUCAGCCGGGCAAACCGCCUCUGCACCGCGAUGCAGACCUCGAAGCGCAUCGUGACGUGUACCACGACUGGUACUUUCAAGUCGCCAACGCCGAGCACUUGGCGCGCGUCGAAUUUCUCAAACAAAAAGUGCUCAAGCUCAAGCGGCAGCUGCGGCUCCAGAUGCUACUGGAGCUCGGGCGGAUGCCACGCCCGCUUUUGUAUGAGAUUGCUCCGGCGCCACGCUUGGCGUUCGACGUCGAUGAAGUGAAAAGCAAGCCCGAGCCCGUUGUGGCGCCGCCGAUCGAAAUUAAAGAGGUCAAACCCGUGCUCGAAGCGCCGGCCAUUGUCGAAGUUCGCGAAAAAAUCGACUACGAUGCCCUCGCCAAGCAACGCAAGGCCAAGGAGCGCCAGCAGUGGGAAGACGAGAUGCUCCUGAGCAACCGCGCGCAAAUGGAGUCGGAAGAUGCGGCGGCGCAGCUCUGGCGGUCCAUGGACGACGAGCAUGAGGACGAGGUGGUCGAGGAGCCGGCGCCCCGCGUCCGCGCCGCCCGCGACUAUACCCAAUCGUACUUCUUUUCGUCGCUACCGAGCGCGCAAGAUGCGUACGCCAUCGCGGGCCUCGGGUGGCGCGCCGGUUGUGGCCUCUACAACGGCGACGAAGAGGCCGAAGUGCGCGAGGUGCGCGAGCUCGAGCGGCUUCGUCAAUUGGAGCUGGACCGCCUCGAUCGGCUUCGCAUUGCGGAAGAAGAGCGGCUGGCGGCGCUCGCCCUCGCCGAGAAAGAGCGCGAAGAGGAGCGCAAGGCCGAGAAGCGCGCGCGCGCCGUCGAGCUCAAGCGCAUUCUCGCGUUUCAAAAAGAACUCGCGACGCAGCGGGAACUCGAGCGGCAACACGCUGCCCGCGAGCGAGAGACGGCCGCCAUGGACGCCGAAGAGCAUCGCGAGCGCCAGCGGCUCGCGGAUCUUGUGCGUGAACGCGCGCUCAUGACCGACGCUGAGGCCGAGACGCGGUUCAUUGCCACUGCAAUAGUCAAGGCGCGUCGGCACGAUGCAGAAACCAUGGCCGCCAACCGCGUUGGCAUGCUCGCCGAGGACGCCCGGUCCCGAGACGCCGCCGCGCAUGCCGUGGCGACCGAGCGCGCGCGCCGUGAGCGCAUCGGGUUUCUAAAGGAGCUCUAUACGCCGUUCGAGCCUUUCUUUGCCGGCGCGGAUGAGGACGACGGCCGGUGUCUCGCACCCGAGCUGCGCCCGACGACCGAACACCGGCGGUAUAUGGACAACUACACCAUGUCCUUUGGUGACGCACUCGUGCUCGAGACACCGGCGGCCGAAGUGUACGCUGCGCAGCCAUCCAAACGCUUCCAGGCGCUCUUAGGUGUCCCCAUCAACUACCGCCGGUUUGCACCGCCGUCGACGCCGUAUGCCAACGUGGCUGCGUCCAUGGAGACGUUGGCGCGGGCGCGCGCCGUUCCCGGUAUUGACGUCGCGACACCUGGCGUCCCGAUGGCCCCGGUGCGAUCCCGGCCCCAUACAACCCUGCCGCCCAGUGGCGAGAUGGAAAUGCCGCUUCGCGCCGUGCACACAUCCGGGUGGAGCCCCGAGCGCAGUGGGACACCGUCCAAGCGCCGCACCAAGUACCGACGGCGACAGACACCGACAGUGCUCUCGGAACUGCCCAUGACGCUUGGUGGGCGCGCCAACAACCAACAGAAUGACGACGUGUUUCGUCAGUCGACAUUGCCACCGCCCUUUUUCAGAGGCAAUUUCACGGUUGUCGGCAAGCAACCCGAGACAACAACGCGGCGCGGUGCCACGCCCAAGAGCGUUCUCUCCAAAGCAAGUAGUGGUGACGACGACCCGCAGGCGUUUGCCAUGUUGCCGACCGACUAAAACCUUCUUGGGAAUCGAGUCGAUAGCUCCCUCGUCGCUUUCGAGCUAGCAACAAUUCUCGAUGCGCUGAAGAAAAGCGGUGGUUUGCAGUGACCAGCUGUGCC